CCAGGCGUUUCCUUCGGUUCGGAAGGGCCGCGGGGGCAGGGGUGGCCUCCCUGCCCGUGACUUCCUGCCCGCCUCCAGCCAGAGCCGCGGCGAAAACAAUUUCCCCUUCCCCGCCCCAGCGAGGGGAGGCGGCCCGGCUCCUCCUGCUGUCGUCGCGGCGUUUGUUUGCUGGGAGUCCCGGGCUCCGAGCAGAGCAGGGUGGGCGUCGGCUGGGGAGCCGCCAUGGCGCUGCCGGAGCCGCUGAGCGCGGCGCAGCUGAGGCGCCUGGAGCAGCACCGUUACAACGCCUCCGGGCGCUCGCUGCUGGAGCCGCCGCUGCAGCGCUAUUGGGCCUGGCUGGUGGAGCGCACGCCGGCCUGGCUGGCCCCCAACGCCAUCACCCUCGGCGGCCUCGUCCUCAACCUGCUCCCCACGCUCGUCCUUGUCGCCUACUGCCCCAGCGCCACCGAAGAGGCUCCUUCUUGGGUCUUUGUCUUGUGUGCAUUAGGACUUUUUAUUUACCAGUCACUGGAUGCUAUUGAUGGGAAGCAAGCCAGAAGAACUAAUAGCAGUUCUCCUUUGGGAGAACUAUUUGACCAUGGCUGUGACUCCAUUUCCACAGUUUUUGUUGGUAUUGGAGCCUGCAUAGCAGUUCGGCUAGGAACAAAUCCAGACUGGCUGUUUUUCUGUUCCUUUGUUGGAAUGUUCCUGUUUUAUUGUGCUCACUGGCAAACCUAUGUAUCUGGCAUGCUAAAGUUUGGCAAAGUUGAUGUAACUGAAGUACAGAUAGCCAUAAUGAUGCUCUUUUUGUUAUCUGCAUUUGGUGGAACAACAAUGUGGGAUACUAAGCUUCCUAUGCUGGACUUAAGAUUGAAGAUGAUUCCUGUUGCUGGAAUUGUGUCUGGAGCAAUAUUUUCCAGUUACAAUUAUUUCAGAGUAAUCUUCGGAGGAGGUGUGGGGAAGAAUGGAUCCACAAUAGCAGGCACGAGUGUUCUGUCACCAGGCCUCCAUAUAGGAUUAAUUAUUACUUUGGCAAUAAUGAUCUAUAAAAAAUCCACAACACAUCUGUUUGAAAAGCAUCCUUGCCUCUAUGCCUUAACGUUUGGAUUUGUGAGUGCCAAAAUAACACAGAAAUUGGUGAUUGCACACAUGACAAAAAGUGAAAUCUUCCUACAAGAUACUGCAUUUAUUGGGCCAGGCCUCUUAUUUCUAGACCAGUACUUCAACAGCUUUAUUGAUGAAUAUAUCAUUCUGUGGAUAGCACUGUUCAUAUCCUUGCUUGAUUUGCUGAGAUACUCCACUGGGAUAUGCAUACAGAUUGCUGCUCAUCUUCACAUUCAGAUCUUCAAAAUCUCAUCUCAUCAAGCUCCUGAACAGAUGCCUUAUGCUUUAGUGAGAUCAGAAAAAUGGAACCACAACUCUUUACCACAAGGCAAGUCUUUUUAUGUAGCUAAGAGGCAAGAAAUCUGCCAGCCUCAGCUGUGGACAGACUUGUAGUUUCAAAUGUUUUUACUUUAUGCAAAGCAUUACUGUUGAGUUUUAAGCACCUUAGUGACACAAGUAGGUAAAACUAAUGGUAGAGCAAAUUAUUUAAAUCAAUAUAUAUAGUUCAGAACAACAUAGCUCAUUUUGUUUUGUCUUAGCUUUGAUGUUCUGUAAUAAUAAGCCCAGUUGUACAUACUGCCAUGUGACAAGCUGGAUUGACUACUUUCAAGAGAUUCAGUGUUGACUUUUCCUUGAUGUUUAGAGUUAGUUCAUAUUACACAUUUUCUUUACUGAAACAGUCCCAAGUGGUUCCUAGCUAUGUGCUUUUGUGUACAAUAAAUUAUAAUCAUAGAUAAAAAAAAAUGCUGCCAUGAACUUGGAAAAUGCUGGCAACUAUAUCUAGCAGGGAGAGGUUGUGUUCUUCCUAGCCCACCAAGCAGUGGUUAACAGGCUGAGAGGAGCAGUUUUACAGGGGAAGGAAAGUGCAUAGGGAUACCUCUUCCUGUGUGUCUUCUCCCCCACUACAAUUGUGUUCUCCUCAGUGCACUGUCUGCAAAUGGCACAAUUUACAUGUACCCCCCCUCCAGCAGCAAAAUUCAGCAGGGGUAAAUUCAGCAGCAGCUUGGGCAUCUGUGAGGGCUGCAUGCAGGCCACAGGUUGCCCGUGUGUGCCUUAGAAGCUCAGCGUAAUGAAGCUGCCCAGUCUUCUUCAUUAAAAAGGAAACUAUGGAUCAUUUAGCUAAAAACUAAUCUAAACCCCUCCUAGGUCAGUUUUAAAUAGGGGAUGAAGAGUUCUUCUGACAUGAACAACUGUGUUCUAGCUUUUUAGCUAGAAAAUAGCACAACAGUAAAUACCCACAAAUGGCAAGACUUCAGAAUCCAGCUCUGUCAGUUAGAAAACUGAGCGAUUUGCAUCAUGUCACCAAAUUCUAAAUAAAAUGCUGACUAAUGGGGAAACUUAUAUAGAGAAUCUGGAUGAAGUGGCAAAAACGCGGCAUUUAAGUAAAACUAUAAAUUUCAAGGACAUUUCAAGAAAAACUAGAAAGUGAAAAAAUCACAACUUCUUGCUUUGCUUCUGUUAAGAUUUUUUUUAAAGUGGAGUAAUUGUCCCAAAUUCUUUUUGAAAGUGAUGUCAGAGUUUAAGGCCAAAUGCAUUAUUGUUACAUUUCAACAGUUAAAACUGUGCUUCUAAGUUGCUGUAAAAGAGUAUGCAGUGUUCCAUAACCAUGAAAACUUUGUUGCAUUGUAAUGUUUGAGUCACCAGUGUGUUUUUACAGUAUGAAAAUAUAAAGCAUUAUGUUCAUAUUUAUUUUUUUAAACUCAGACAAAGCUCAUUGAAGGAAGGUUUUGCUAUUUGGGAGUGGCGGGGGGAAGAAACAUUUCAGUUGCAGAUUUUGGAGAUAGGUACCUGCUUGCUUAAUAUACAAGCUCUUCUUCAAUAAUCAUUGUAGAUGGCUUUUUAAUUUAGCUUUUAAUCAGGUUACAUGAACUGCAGAAUGCAAAAUAUUAUUGCUUGUUUAAUAUCGACUAGGCUACCAGCCCCCAACCUUCCCUAAAAAAAGAGAACAUUUUACUUACAGUAAGACCAUGAAAAAGACCAUGAAACUGGCAAAUUAUUAAGAGUGCCUUACAAUAAAGGAAAUCCUAAACUAGCAACGUGUACAUUGUAUAAAGAAGUUGUUAUGCACUGUAGGUGUCCUGAACUUUCAAAAAGUAUCUUAGCCCUGUUAUCUAGAUUCUUGGUUUAAGAGGUGAAAGAAGAUUGGUGCAGAUGGAUUAACAUUAAAGAGCCAUUGGGGUACUUGAGAGAGAGAGAAGGAGAGGAAAAAUCCAUUGAAUCCAUUUCUGUUGUUAAACAGCAAUGAGUUGAUUUAUCUGUAAUCAGUGUUGAAUAUAAGGUAUUCAAACAUAUGUAAUUUUUAAUAUGGAGUUUAAAAUAUUGGCUCUUUUCCCCAUAUGGCUAAUGUAUAUAAUUGUAUCAUGUUACUUAGGUACAAGUUGUUUCUCCACUGAGCCAUCAGAAUAACAUGGACUGAAGAGAUUUGCGAACGGUUGCCAUCUCUUGCUGUUGCUGUUAUAAGAAAAGAGAAAAAAUACUGAUCAAAUGUAAAUUUUGUAUCAUAGUGUUCUGACUUGCUGAAUUACAAAUGGUGAAUGUUAAUUUUUCUAUUUAAAUGUUAUAUUUUAAAAUGUCACUGAAGUUUUUCAUAAAUCAGUAUUAACACUUA
Molecule: messenger RNA, 3691 nt
Organism: Rhineura floridana
Lineage: Eukaryota; Metazoa; Chordata; Lepidosauria; Squamata; Rhineuridae
Gene: CHPT1
Product: choline phosphotransferase 1
Exons: 9
Coding region: 223-1476 (417 amino acids)
Biological process (GO): phosphatidylethanolamine biosynthetic process
Cellular component (GO): Golgi apparatus; endoplasmic reticulum membrane
Molecular function (GO): diacylglycerol cholinephosphotransferase activity; ethanolaminephosphotransferase activity
Source: RefSeq, a predicted model, not a curated record